Molecule: messenger RNA, 548 nt
Organism: Frankliniella occidentalis (western flower thrips)
Lineage: Eukaryota; Metazoa; Arthropoda; Insecta; Thysanoptera; Thripidae
Product: peritrophin-1-like
Exons: 3
Coding region: 165-473 (102 amino acids)
Cellular component (GO): extracellular region
Molecular function (GO): chitin binding
Source: RefSeq, a predicted model, not a curated record
AGUUCCUUUUAAGUAAUAAGGGAAAUAGCAUUUUUGAUAAGAGGAGUGUUUUUUCGUGAUUAAGCUGUCAGCCCACACUCAUUUAAAUCUGACGAAUAGAUACAAUCGAAACCAGUAGCACCCUGACCAGUACCCGUGACGGAACAACCCAGCAUACUGCACAGAUGGCGGCAAAAUUCACAUUGGUGUUGGCGCUCUGCCUGUGCGCCUGCGCUGUCCUCGCCGUCCCGUACACCAAGCCCACCGACAUCCCGGACACCAUUCCACGGUCAUGCGCUGACAGGCCUGCGGCCAACGACUACCUCAUGGUGCCCAGCCCCGAAACCUGCACUAAAUUUAUCGUGUGCGACGGAGACAGGGAGACAGAGUUCGACUGCCCCUCGGGCUUGUAUUUCAGUUACGCCAAGCAGUACUGCGAUUUACCUGAAGCUAGCGACUGUUCUGACCCAACUCCAUCACCUGACGACGAGUGAUAAUGUUUCUUAUUUCAACGAAACUCUUCCCUGGUGAUAAAGAUGCGAAAUACAUAACUCACUCCGUGUGCUGUA